Molecule: messenger RNA, 5220 nt
Organism: Manis pentadactyla (Chinese pangolin)
Lineage: Eukaryota; Metazoa; Chordata; Mammalia; Pholidota; Manidae
Gene: NRL
Product: neural retina leucine zipper
Exons: 3
Coding region: 1905-2618 (237 amino acids)
Biological process (GO): regulation of transcription by RNA polymerase II
Cellular component (GO): nucleus
Molecular function (GO): DNA-binding transcription factor activity, RNA polymerase II-specific; RNA polymerase II cis-regulatory region sequence-specific DNA binding
Source: RefSeq, a predicted model, not a curated record
UACAUGCGGGUGGCAAUCACUGUGUAUGAAGCUCUGUACUGGGGAACUGAGCUCAUGAGGGUGGGACCAUCUGGGAGGAGCUUUAUUGGGUAGGAUGCUCUCUCUCCUUCCUUGAGAACAGGUAUUCUUGUCCUCUCCUCUCAUUCCCCUCAAAACCCCAGGCCAAUGAGAUAUGCAAAUGAUCCCCUUACCUCAUUGGUUGGAGGCCUGAGGCCCACAGAUGACCUCAGAGAGCCAGUUCUUUAAGACUGACCUGGGGGCUCUGUGUCCACAACCCCUUGUUCUGAGCACUGGGGCACUAGGCCCUGCUCAAUGGGGCCUCCAGUCUCUGAGGAAGCUGUGUCUGCUGGCCUCUGACACUGACCACAUCAUCUCUGCCAUCCCUAAAGUGAGUAUGUCUGGGGCCUAGCUGGGUGCCAGGCCUUUCACCUAGAGCUCCCUCUGACACCUGCUGUCUGCUCACUGUUGUCUGUUUUCAGGAAUUCUCACAUUUCUGUCCCCUGCUCCACUCCCACCCUGACUGGCUUUUUGUCCCUCACUGCUGUCAUAUCAGAAAGAUAAACUACUCCCCCUGCUCUCUGGACACCCUUCUCAGUGUCUUACCUUCUUCCUUCCAAUGAUCAGUUCCUUCUAUUUGUGUCUUUCUUCCAACCCCUCUGUCUACUCAAGGGUGAGCAACCUUUCUCUGUGGCAGGAAGAGCAAGAGAACUUGUCCUUCCUCCUGUCUCUCUGGGAAGAGCCUGAGGGCCUGAGGUGUGGUUGGAAACAGGGCUACCUAGGCUUGGAGCACCAAGAUGGAGCCGAAGUCUAAGCCCCGCGAUAAGCAUUCUCUUUCUUGCCCCUUCUGGGGUUUGGUGGGGGCGAGGGGAGAGAGGGGUGCUUUUGGAACUGGGAGCUGGGCUAGGGCUUGGGACAUCCACACUGGGAAGGAUCUUUGAGGUUAUCUAGCAAGAGGUUCUUCAGGUGAGCACAUGCUCCAUGGUUGAUAACACAAGAGGAGAGUUCCUUGGUGACAUAAGUUUGGGACACUCUGUAUUGAAGUUGAAUGGAUGGUCUACUGAAGGACUUCUCAGAUUGAUAUGCUACGGGGCUUUGUGAAUGUGCAAGAGGUGGGGAUGGGAGGCAACAUUUCUCAAAAUCACCUAAACACAGACCUCUUCUUGGGUAUUUCUCAGACUUAGUGUUUCACAGAACACUCUUUGGGAAAUGUUAAAGUCUAACUGCCUUCACUGAACAGAAGGGGAAACUGGGGUCAGAAGGGGUCAGGUGAUCUGCUGAAGUUCACAUAACAUGGCAGGUGCUGAACAGAAGGAGAAAAACCAGUCUUGGUUGGUUUCCAUUGGAGAGAUUGGCCUUGGGGAAAGAUGGUCACUACUCAGUCCUGAUCUUUCUAUAACUGAUUCUAAUAUCGUUCUUGUUUCCUUGGGAAGUCUCUUGCUUCUGUAAAAGGGAUGAAUUGAUUGAUUAAUCCAUAGGACAGAAGACUGAGGGUCUUCUAUGUGCAAGGCACUGGACUGGGUGCUCUGAGAGACAGAGAGGUAUAACAGCUUGUUAUCCUUAUAUUUUAAAAUUCACAGCAUAUAUGCCAUUGCAUUGUCCUAAAAUAUACACAUGCUCUGUUACAGUUAAUUAAGCAAAAAAUUGUAAUUGCUUAGAAAUGGAAUGAUGCCUCUUGAGAUAACAGAGCCUCUCAGCAUGUCCUAGUGCUGGAGUUGGGAGCACUGCCACAUUCCUCUUGUUUUUCAUAGGUCCCAGAGGCACCAGUGGGGCCAGAGGCUGUGCUAUGUGCUAUCCUCCCCCUCAUUCAGGCCUUUAAGCUGCUAGCCCUGAUCAGGAGUCCCUGCCACCUGUAAUGUUACCCCCAACCCAGAGGUGCACCCCACCCCUCCCAAUCCAGCCCCAGAAUGGCACUGUCUCCCAGCCCCCUGGCCAUGGAAUAUGUCAAUGACUUUGACUUGAUGAAGUUUGAGGUAAAGCAAGAACCCUCUGAGGGGCGAUCUGGCCCCCCAACAGCCUCAAUGGGCUCCACACCUUACAGCUCAGUGCCUCCUUCACCCACCUUCAGUGAGCCAGGCAUGGUGGGGGCUACAGAGGGCCCCCGAGCAGGCCUGGAGGAGCUGUACUGGCUGGCCACCCUGCAACAGCAGCUGGGGACAGGGGAGGCUCUGGGGCUGAGUCCUGAGGAGGCUGUGGAGCUGCUGCAGGGUCAGGGCCCAGUCCCUGUUGAGGGGCCUCAUAGUUACUACCCAGGGAGCCCAGAGGAGACAGGAGCCCAGCAUGCCCAGCUGGCUGAGCGGUUUUCGGACGCGGCACUGGUGUCGAUGUCGGUGCGGGAGCUAAACAGGCAGCUGCGGGGCUGCGGGCGCGACGAGGCCCUGCGGCUGAAGCAGCGGCGUCGCACACUGAAGAACCGCGGCUACGCGCAGGCCUGUCGCUCCAAGCGGCUGCAGCAGCGACGCGGGCUGGAGGCCGAGCGCGCCCGUCUGGCCGCCCAGCUGGAUGCACUGAGGACCGAAGUGGCACUCCUGGCCAGGGAGCGGGACCUCUACAAGGCUCGCUGUGACCGGCUGGCGUCGAGCGGCCCCGGGUCCGGGGACCACUCCCACUUCUUCCUUUGAGUCGCUUGGGGCCACGGAGUGGUGGACUGGGUGGCGGGGGGUGGGGACCACCCAGUAGGCACCUGUACCAUUCUCCAGAUGGCUACUGAGUGCCUUCAGGUGCCAGGCGCUCCCUUGUAUGACCAUGCAAGUUUCCCCAAACUACCUGGACUCGCAAGGCAUGGUCCGUAGGUUAGGUGCUGGUCAUUUUCUGGAAGAGGGGUCUGAGACGUCCCUUCACCCUCCACCUCCUUCCCCACCCCACAUGAUCAGGACAUAGAUCUGUAGGAGCCAGUGCCAGGCACUUGGGUGGAGGGUGGCAUGGCUGGGUGACUGGUGAUUGGGAGGUGAGGGAGUGGUGCAGCUCCUCCCUCAGUUUAGAUUUUAAUUCAAGGUUCUCAACCUAUAGUGCAUUAAGGUGGUAAUUAGCAAUGAAGCUAUAUUUUCAUUCCCAGGCUUGUAACCUCCCCGUUUUAGGACUUUGGCAUUUUCAAGAUUGCAGUUGCCAAUGGCAAUACAGACUAGGAACUCUAUCCAAGAGGCUUUCUUUCAACCCAACCCAGUUACCUCCAGGGCCCAGAGCAGCAAAGGCCAGAAGAGCUUGGGUGGUUGGUGUGGGCUGGGAGAGAACCCUGGGCAGGAGUCUGUUGACCCGGGUGCUAGUCUGGCUCUGCCACAGAUACCAUUGUUACCUUGUGCAAAUCAGCUCCCCUGGUCUUGGUUAUUUCUAGUCCUCAUUUUGAUUGAAUGACUUCUGACACCUUUCCACUGCUGGCAUCUCCUUAAUGUGGCAGUCCCAAUGGUCUCCCCAAGAUAACCUCACCAAAGGGACUUUUUGUCCUACUCCAGCUUCCUAACUGCAGUCUAGGCAGGGGAUGGGGCCAUGCACGGGGCUCUGGGCUGCCUUAGCCUCCAGACCUGAAUAGGGUGCUCCUGCUAAGGGCUGAAGUGAGACUAUUCCCAGCAUGACAAGGAGCUGAGAGAAUGCAGCUUUUGUGAAUUAAACUUUAAGUCCAGGCAGAACUUUACACUAUUGGUUAAAUGUUCCUGUAGUUUAAGGAGUUUUCAUUCUUUAUCCUUGCUCUGAGCUUGUGUGUGUGUGUGUGUGUGUGUGACAGAGACAGACAGAGGAGAGAGAGAGGGAGGGAAGAAUGGAGAGGAAGAGAGGGAAACUGGGAAGUGUUACCUGGGCUGAGUGGUGCAUCUCAGUUCUGGAGGCCCAGUGAAAAUGGGGUUGGGGGUUGGGGAUUGAGCCACAUGGAGCACCCUCUCCUUCCCCCACCAAUGCACUGAAGCCCUGGAACAGCAGUGACGAGGCCAGGCCUGCCUAUGGCUGUCCUGAGGUCUCACAGUUGCUAUGGUUACGAGCCCUCUCCGUUCAUCUGCCUAGGGAGAGAAUGGGUGGGGGCUCUGGGCAGAGCAGAGGCUUUGAGCUGGGAGCAGCUACCUCACCAGCCACUGUUAUAGGUCGGCUAUGGAACAUAACAAAUGGGGAGAAGCAGUUAGGGGUGGGGAAGAGGCUCCCAUAUGUCUCUUCCUUUCUGCCCCCUCUAUCUACCGUCACCCCAUCUGCCUCUUCCUAUCACAGUUCUCAUUCUCUCCCCCUCCUAUAGCUCAUCCCUUCUCCACUCAAGAGCCUGUGAUGGGAAGCCUCUUCUCAGUAUCCCCCAGGACUUUUUUCCCUACUCUCUUUCCCACCACUGGCCACUGGCUACCCUUUCUGUCUCUGGCUUAUGGCACCUUUAGCCUCUUCUUCAUCCCCUUCCACGUGCAUAGUUGAAGGGAGAGGCUGGGGCAGGGAGGGUCAGUCCAGGAGCUCAGUUCUUUUUCCCUCUGGACAUCACCUGUGUCCUGCUCUCUGGAGCUGUAAUCCAGACCCAGUACUGCUCUUGCACGCCCUCCUUAACAGUACACACAUGGGCAGAGACGCCCAUCUACAAGGGACCUACACCCAUACAUACAAUCAGCCACAUAUACAUACACCUGGGUCUCAACAUGAGGGUUACACCAAAGUUGCACAGAAGUGGUUAAGAGUGUGGGUACCUUAGUCAGAUGGGCCUGCACUCAAGUUCCAGGCCUACCAGUUCUUUGAUCAUGGGUGAGUUUAAAUCAUAUCUCACUUGACGUCAGAAAAACGGAAAAUAAUGGUAACUACCUAGUGACAGCAAAUGGAUUUAAAGCACUUAGCACAAAGCAUCUCAGAUGCUAAACAAUGUUUGUUUCUGUUGUUAAUGUUCAGUCCACAGCUGACUUGCUGAACUGAGUUCAUAGUCAUGGAGAGUCAGGGAGGUGCAGUGUGUGGACAUGCACACACAUUCACAUACCCCAGAACACCAGGCUGCACAGACCUGAGAUUCAUAAUUAACUGGCAGGUCUGCGGCCCUCCUUCAGUGCCCCAGCACCCUUCUCGGCCCGCCCCACAGCUGUGUGGGGGCUGGAGUUCAGCCCGUGGGGGACUCAGCUGGGCUUCUCUGGAGACAGCUGUGAGAGGCAUCAGCCUGCCCCCCUGACAGCCCCUUAUUAUCCCCUCAUCUCUGGUAAUUAACCCCCAUGGUGCAUGCGCCCCCUGGCGUUGAGAGGUGAGGGCAGGGACUCCUCAGAUCCCAGUGGCCUACCGUUGGGG